Molecule: messenger RNA, 1549 nt
Organism: Ziziphus jujuba (common jujube)
Lineage: Eukaryota; Viridiplantae; Streptophyta; Magnoliopsida; Rosales; Rhamnaceae
Exons: 3
Coding region: 356-1165 (269 amino acids)
Biological process (GO): endocytosis
Cellular component (GO): clathrin vesicle coat; membrane
Source: RefSeq, a predicted model, not a curated record
ACAAUGUCCCAGUUUGACCAUUGAAGAGCAGUCUUCGAACCCACGUCUCUGCAACUCUCUCUCUCUCUCUCUCGCUCUCUCUCUCUCUUUCAUUGAUGCUUUCACUUCAUCUUCUUUCUUUCAUUCCCACCUCUCUCUCUUCCUCUUCACGCUAAAAAAUUCCUCUCUGAUUCACAUCAAAUUCAAUUACCCAUUUUUUCCUAUCUAUAAACCACACAACAAAAACGUAGCCCCAAAAAAAAAAAUUCAUCUUUCUCGCGUUUCAUCUGCAUUUUCAUUUCUUUCAGAUAAAGUUUGUAUUUUUAUAUAAAAGCGAAUUCUGAAACUUUGCCCACCAAUCGAUCCUUGAGAAACGAUGUCGUUUGAGGAGGAGGAGGCGUUCGAGCACACACUCCUGGUAGUCCGAGAGGUCUCGGUUUACAAAAUCCCUCCCCGAACCACCUCAGGCGGGUACAAGUGUGGCGAAUGGCUCCAAUCCGAUAAGAUCUGGUCGGGUCGGCUCCGGGUCGUGUCGUGCAAGGACCGGUGUGAGAUCCGCCUCGAGGAUCCGAACUCCGGCGAUCUAUUCGCUGCCUGCUUCGUUCACCCUGGUCAGCGUGAGAACGCCGUUGAGACCGUCCUCGACUCGUCGCGUUACUUCGUGUUGAAGAUCGAGGACGGUACGGGAAAACAUGCGUUCAUCGGUUUAGGGUUCUCGGAGCGGAACGAAGCGUUCGAUUUCAAUGUGGCUCUGUCGGACCACGAGAAGUACGUGCGGAGAGAGCACGAGAAGGAAACCACCGGCGGCGAAGCCAGCGACGACACGCACAUCGAUAUCCACCCGGCCGUCAAUCAUAGAUUGAAGGAAGGUGAAACUAUACGGAUAAAUGUGAAGCCGAAGCCGAGUUCGAGUGGGACUGGGAUGCUUUCAGCGGCUGGGCUUUCUGGGACGGGAAAGCCCAAAGCAGUGGCACUUGCUCCACCACCUGGGUCUGGGAAAAUAAGGUCUCCAUUGCCACCCCCUCCUAAUGAUCCUAUUGCUGCUCGGAUGACAUCUUCUUCUGAUCACAGUGUUAGCGCUGGCCUUAGAGUUCCUAAGGAAAAAUCCAGUGAUUCUUUAUCAGAUCUUUCUCCUCUUGAGGUUUUCGUUACUAGCAGCAUUAGAUGCCAAUUGCCAAGAAUAUAAAAGCAUUGUUGUUAGAACGGAGUUGGGAAUUACUGAUUGGUUUGUUGAAGAUUUGGACUGGGGCAAAACUUGGUCGUCUGUCUAUGAUGUUACUGCAUUUAGAUCUUUACUACCAGAUGAAUAGUAUAUUUGGAAUAAUUUUUCUUUGUAUUUAAUUGAUGAUUAUAUAAAUUUCUACUUUGAUAUCCUUAUCUGUAUUAUUGGGGCCUAGUCCCUAAGGUUGACAUUGACGUUGUCUUGCUAGAUGUUAGUUUAUUCUUAGAUCCCAUUUGGAGAAAAGGCAAGCCGAGUAUUUUUAAACAGCAUGGUUUUUAAUGUGUUUAGGUGGAACAGUUACAUGUGUUGCCCGACUGCUUUAUUAUAAUUCUACUGAUCACUGAGGAA